This is a messenger RNA of Lathyrus oleraceus (garden pea), 1096 nucleotides long. Its product is annotated as peptidyl-prolyl cis-trans isomerase CYP19-4. Bases 172 to 852 code for a protein of 226 amino acids. Lineage: Eukaryota; Viridiplantae; Streptophyta; Magnoliopsida; Fabales; Fabaceae. Gene Ontology annotation, molecular function: cyclosporin A binding; peptidyl-prolyl cis-trans isomerase activity. The transcript has 7 exons. Gene Ontology annotation, biological process: protein folding; protein peptidyl-prolyl isomerization. The record is from RefSeq and is a predicted model, not a curated record. Gene Ontology annotation, cellular component: intracellular membrane-bounded organelle; cytoplasm.
UCAACAUAAGUUUUAUUUUUUACACCGGUAACUUUAGGUUUCAUUGUCUGGCGAUGUAUGAAGAAGAGGGAACGUGAAACGGUGUAUUUCCUUCCUCCAACAACCUCUAAAUGGACCAAACAACUUAACUUUUAAUCUGAUCUUAAUUAAAACUCAUUGCUUUUCAAAGAAAUGGCUUUCAGAGCCACUGGAACACUCAUUUUGGCGUCUCUCAUUUGGAUUUUCUUCCUCUGUGCAACCAUUGCAUUCUUUCAGCUCAAAUUGGUUGACAACAGAACCCAUCAAGCGUCUUCUCACGAUAAGGAUACCCUUUUGGAUGAUGAUUUGGAGGAUGUGACCCAUAAAGUCUAUUUUGACAUAGAGAUCGAUGGAAAAUUAUCGGGUCGUGUAGUCAUGGGACUUUUUGGGACCACAGUUCCGAAAACUGCAGGAAACUUCCGUGCGCUCUGUACAGGAGAGAAAGGGGUAGGAAGAAGUGGGAAGCCUCUUCAUUAUAAAGGUAGCGCAUUCCAUAGGAUAAUACCAAGCUUCAUGGUCCAAGGAGGUGAUUUCACAAGUGGCGAUGGAAGAGGUGGAGAAUCAAUCUAUGGUGAUAAGUUUCCUGACGAAAAUUUCAAGCUGAAGCAUAUCGGGCCAGGAUACUUAUCGAUGGCAAAUUCUGGGCAAGAUACCAAUGGCUCUCAGUUUUUCAUAACAACAGUAAAAACCAGCUGGCUUGAUGGACGCCAUGUUGUAUUCGGCAAGGUACUUUCUGGUAUGGAUGUUUUGUACAAGAUUGAAGCAGAAGGAAGUGAAAGUGGCUUUCCAAAACGCAAGGUUGUCAUAUUAAACAGUGGGGAAUUGACUUCAUGAUAUGGUCUAAGGUUUAACAUAAGUAGAGACUGACUCUACUAUGAUAACUAGUCAGUUUUUAUCUUCUUCCAUGAUUUACAAACUCCUUGUGUAUACUUUACCAUUUAGUAAAUGAACAAAAUUCGGAGACAAAAAGUUCAUAUUUCUGUAAUUUAAGGCUAUGUUGUCAUCAAUUAUGUCUUUGAAUGCGUGCAAGAAAGGGUGCAAAAUUUGUUAAAUACUAAGACCUCUGAUUAUUUUGCCA